This is a messenger RNA of Triplophysa dalaica, 2003 nucleotides long. It is a transcript of the gene ackr3b, whose product is annotated as atypical chemokine receptor 3b. The transcript has 2 exons. NCBI's taxonomy places the organism in Eukaryota, Metazoa, Chordata, Actinopteri, Cypriniformes, Nemacheilidae. Gene Ontology annotation, cellular component: membrane. The coding region runs from base 182 to 1276 and encodes 364 amino acids. The record is from RefSeq and is a predicted model, not a curated record. Gene Ontology annotation, molecular function: coreceptor activity; G protein-coupled receptor activity; chemokine binding. Gene Ontology annotation, biological process: chemotaxis; G protein-coupled receptor signaling pathway; vasculogenesis.
GCAGCAGUAUAUCAGCAAGUGCAGCCGGAGCGCAGAGGGACAAUCACGCCAUCAUCUGAGGGAGAGCUACACUGUCCGUGCGGAUACUUUCGGAUCUGUGACAUUCUCUUCAGGCUUCGGAGUCCUAUUACAAGCGGCUACAUUUCAAAUUCAAGGCGCAGAAAAGAGUCACCAGUCCAAGAUGAGUGUGAACAUGAAUGACUUCAAUGACAUUUUGGAUGUCCUGGGUGAUCUUAACUUCUCAACUCUGGAUGAUAACGUGUCCCACAUUGUAGGGGAGGUGUGUCACAGCAUCUUCAGCCAGAGAGCCUUGCUCUACGCCCUUUCUAUUCUCUACAUCUUCCUCUUCAUCAUCGGCCUGGCUGCCAAUGCUCUAGUGGUGUGGGUGAACGUGCGAUCUGAGAGGAACCGUUACGAGACUCACUUGUAUAUCCUAAACCUGGCCAUCGCUGACCUCUGUGUGGUUGCCACUCUUCCGGUCUCCAUCAGUUCUCUGCUUCAGCUCGGCCAUUGGCCCUUUGGAGAUGCCAUGUGCAAAAUCACACACCUGAUCUUCAGCGUCAACCUCUUCAGCAGUAUCUUCUUUCUCACCUGCAUGAGUGUGGAUCGCUACCUGUGUGUGACACUUUUUGGAGACGGCCCCAGCCAGAAGAAGAGAAGAACCAGACAGCUGAUCUGUGUUGGCGUCUGGCUGCUGGCCCUGUUCGCUGCCCUGCCUGAAACCUACUUUCUUCAGGCGGUGAAGUCCAGCCAUUCAGACAGCACCGUAUGUAAGCCAGUGUACCCCAUGGACAGAAUGAAGGAGUUGACGGUGGGCAUCCAGAUGAGCUUUUUUAUGUUAGGCUUUGCCAUUCCCUUCCCUGUCAUCGCUGUCUUCUACAUCCUUCUGGCCGGUACCAUUCAACCAGCUGCUGACCAGGAACGGCGAAUCAGCCGACGCCUCAUCUUCACCUACAUUGUGGUGUUCAUAGUGUGUUGGCUGCCGUACCAUGGAGCCCUGCUUCUUGAUACUUUAGCCUUGCUCAACAUUCUGCCGUUCAACUGCACACUGGAGAAUGUCCUCCAUUUUUCACUGCAUCUCACCCAAUGGUUGUCCCUUCUUCACUGCUGUGUUAACCCCAUCAUCUACAACUUCAUCAACAAGAAUUACCGCUAUGACCUCAUGAAAGCCUUCAUAUUCAAGUACUCAACAAAAACUGGACUUGCAAGGCUUAUCGAUGCAUCCCAUGUGUCUGAGACAGAAUACUCCGCUGUGGAGAGCCAGGGCCCAUUAUGAAAAUUCCAGAAUGUUGUUGACUAACACCAAACCUUAAUAAAAGAGACAAACUGGAAACCGUCAUGGACGGAAUAAACUCUUGCUCUAUAGAGCAAUGAAGAAUUAGAAAUUUUGUAAAAUAGUGGAACAGAACUUUAUAUACACACAGUUUGUGCUCCUUUAUAAGCUGGAAUGUUUAUGCCUUUUGUAUAUUUGUAUGACCAUUAUAGAUGUUUUGAGAAAGCACUUGUACUGAUUUGAUUUGUAAGGGAGUUAGCUUUGUUGUAACCGUAUCUAGGGGUAUGUGUCAGUGAAAUCGGUGGAAAAGGGCUUCUCGUGUCCAAAAGCCACAAGGAGCCACAGACUCAAAACCCUCUCUCCACUUAUUUGUGGUUUUCCUCCAUCAGCCAGCAAGACUCCAGCAUGCUUAGACUAAAGGUCACAGUUUCAUACACAUUUCGUCUAUGACUGUUGCGAAAGGAAGCGAAAUAUCGAAAACCCAAACAUUAUAAAGUGAAGGGAAACCGGUCCAAAUCAAGAUUAGAUUUAGCUGUUGUAAAUGGAUGUAAUGCUGUAUGCUAUGCUUGUUAUUUUUGGAUAAGUUGUGCAUUUUAGCAACCAUGCUAGCUGCAUUUGUACAUGAUUUGUAAAUAAUAUCAUAUUUAUAUACUCAUCAGUCUUUAUGAUCAGCAUUUUGAUGUAUUUUUGACAAUAUGCUAUUGAAAUAAAAGAUGUAUAAAUCUUGUAA